Haemonchus placei is the source of this 933-nucleotide messenger RNA. The record is from the annotation of a GenBank genome assembly. Lineage: Eukaryota; Metazoa; Nematoda; Chromadorea; Rhabditida; Trichostrongylidae.
UUGCAGUCUCAACCUUACAUUCGCAAAUGCGGCAAUGGAUGUACCGAAUACAAAUUGCUAAUCGUCACCGACCUCGAUAGGGCUUCAAAAGCUGGUGACUGGACAUGGAGAGCUGUUACCCGACAAGGUCUCUUGAAGUUGGAUAUUCAUCGUAACCCUCACGUGAGCAUCAAGUGGGACCCAGACAGAAACUUGACGUCGGCAAUGAACGUCAAAGGUCGUGCUAUGGAAUUAUCCGACUUGACGGUGUUUCACAAUAGAGUACUCACCCCUGACGACAGGACCGGGCUGAUCAGUGAAAUCAGAGACAAUCAAAUUAUUCCUUGGGUAUUCCUGAAUUCUGGCCCUGGAAACACGACUGACGCUUUCAAAUGCGAAUGGAUGACCAUCAAGGAUGGUUUGCUCUACGUUGGAAGCCAUGGCGUUGAGUAUAAAACUAAGCACGGCUCACACCGAAACAACAUGUGGGUUAAAACAGUUACUUCAAAAGGAGAGGUCACCAACAAGAAUUGGAUCGGUAUCUACAACAAAAUGAAGGCUUUUGUCGGUAUUCCUGAAGAAGGAUACCUAACACAUGAAGCCGUUCAGUGGUCAGCGAGACGAGGACGUUGGUUCUUCUUACCCAGAAAAGCGUCGAAAACUCCCUAUAAUGAAACAGUGGAUGAAAAGAGCGGUACCAAUCUCUUGAUAAGUUCUACAAAUCUCGACCAAUUCGAGUUCAAAACGGUUGGUGAAGUUGUUCCUGAACGCGGAUACUCGGCUUUCGCCUUCAUUCCUGACACUAACGAUGAUCUUAUUGUCGCCUUAAAGUCGAAGGAAGUGGGUGAUUCUACGGCCACAUAUAUCACCGUAUUCAACAUCGAGGGUCAGGUUAUUCUUCAAGAUGAGGAACUCAGUGGUAAUUACAAGUUUGAAGGAUUGUACUUCCUGUGA